CCCCUCCGGGAUGCGAAACGCGAGGUUUUGUAACCUUUCCUGGCAAUUUUAGAUUUUGUGUGGGAUUUCCUGUCUAGGAGCAGAUACGAAGGUUUUAAGCUGUUUAAAGAUGUUUCCUUGCAGUCGUAAACAUAUUUUUAAUCUAUUUGGGCCGACAUUGAAAUCACUGUUCUCGUGAACGGUUUUAGUUCUCCAGAUGCACAUUUGCAUUUCGAAGACGUCUCUUAGUUAUGAUUGAUAACUAAUAUUUGGCGUACUCAUUGUGGAGCGAUGACUUCUUACAGUCAGGAGCGGAGCAUAGGCUAUUGCAAUUUUAAUUUCCUGUUUUAGCGUCAAAUAGUGUGUGUGCUAUAUUGAGCUGUUGCUGCUGUUGCUGAUGUGGCUUUAUGAAAGUUACAAAUUAUAACACUGUGGUAGAAACAAAUUCAGAUUCAGACGAUGAAGACAAACUCCACAUCGUGGAAGAAGAAAGUGUCGCCGAUGCAGCGGACUGUGAAGGAGGCCCGGCGGAAGACGACCUGCCAGCAGACCAGGCCGUGGUACCCGGGAGCAGUGGCCGAGAAGGGAGCGCCACGAGCUGCUGGGAGGGUGACGCAGGAAAGGAAGGACAAGAAACCCUGGGGCCUGAAGCUCGGGCAGAUGAAGUGGGACACACAGUAAAAGAUGACGAAUGCGACUCAGAUGCAGAGAAUGAACAAAACCACGACCCUAAUGUUGAGGAGUUCCUGCAGCAACAAGACACUGCUGUCAUCUACCCCGAGGCGCCGGAGGAGGACCAGAGGCAGGGGACGCCUGAGGCCAGCGGCCACGAUGACAACGGAACACCAGAUGCGUUUUCCCAGUUACUCACCUGCCCAUACUGUGACAGAGGAUAUAAACGCUUCACCUCUCUGAAAGAACACAUUAAGUACCGCCAUGAGAAGAAUGAGGACAACUUCAGCUGCUCCGUGUGCAGUUACACCUUCGCGUACAGAACCCAACUUGAACGUCACAUGACGUCACAUAAGUCAGGACGAGAUCAGAGACAUGUGACGCAGUCUGGGGGUAAUCGUAAAUUCAAGUGCACUGAAUGUGGAAAAGCUUUCAAAUACAAACACCAUCUAAAAGAACACUUAAGAAUCCACAGUGGAGAGAAGCCAUAUGAAUGCCCAAACUGCAAGAAACGUUUCUCCCAUUCCGGGUCCUACAGCUCGCACAUCAGCAGUAAGAAGUGCAUCAGCCUGGUGCCCGUGAACGGGCGGCCGAGACCCGGGCUCAAGACCCCCCAGUGCUCCUCGCCGUCCCUCUCGGCGUCCCCGGGCAGCCCCACGCGCCCGCAGAUCCGGCAGAAGCCAGACAAUAAACCCCUUCAAGAACAGCUCUCCGUGAACCAAAUUAAAACUGAGCCUGUGGAUUAUGAGUUCAAACCCAUCGUGGUCACUUCAGGAAUCAGCUGCUCGACCCCCCUACAGAACGGGGUCUUCGGUGGUGGUGGCCCGUUGCAGGCGGCCGGUUCUCCUCAGGGUGUGGUGCAGGCCGUCGUCCUGCCCACGGUGGGUUUGGUGUCGCCCAUAAGCAUCAACUUGAGUGACAUCCAGAAUGUACUCAAAGUGGCAGUAGACGGUAACGUAAUCAGGCAGGUCUUGGAGAAUAAUCAAGCCAAUCUCGCAUCCAAAGAACAAGAAACAAUCAAUGCUUCAUCCCUACAGCAAGGGGGCCACUCGGUCAUUUCGGCCAUCAGUCUUCCUCUGGUUGAUCAAGACGGAACAACCAAAAUUAUCAUCAACUACAGUCUUGAACAGCCCAGCCAACUCCAGGUCGUUCCUCAGAAUUUAAAAAAAGAAAAUCCAGUCCCCACAAACAGCUGCAAAAACGAAAAGUUACCGGAAGAUCUUACAGUUAAACCCGAGAAGGACAAAAGCUUCGAAGGAGGCGGGAGCGACAGCACUUGCCUGCUGUGUGAUGACUGCCCCGGGGACAUCACCGCCCUGCCCGAGCUGAAGCGGCCGGCCCCGCCCCCCCCGCCCGCCCCCGAGGCCGACCAGCCCGAGCCCCCGGCCGCCUCGGGCCCUGGCGACGGCCACCUGUCUCCCAGCCAGCCCCCUUUAAAGAACCUCUUGUCUCUUCUAAAGGCCUAUUACGCUUUGAAUGCACAGCCCAGUGCAGACGAGCUCUCCAAAAUUGCCGACUCGGUGAACCUGCCGCUGGACGUCGUGAAGAAGUGGUUUGAGAAGAUGCAAGCGGGACAGAUCUCCGUGCAGCCUUCGGAGCCGCCCUCUCCCGAACCGGGCAAGGGCCCCGUCCCUGCGAAGAACGACGAUCAGCCUCAACCUGCAAGUGCGAGCGAGCCCCAGGCCAGCCCGGGCGACCUCCAGAGCCCGCUGAAGACAACCGGCUCUCCGGUCUUACCCGUGGGGUCGGCCGCCGGCGGUUCCAGAAGUCGGCCGCCCUCCCCGUCACCCCUCAACCUCUCCUCCCCCAGAAGUACACAGGGUUACUUGUACGCGGCAGAAGGGGCGCAGGAAGAGCUCCAAGUAGAACCUCUUGAUCUUUCACUACCAAAGCAGCAGGGAGAGUUGUUGGAAAGGUCAACCAUCACUAGUGUUUACCAGAACAGUGUUUAUUCUGUCCAGGAGGAGCCCUUGAACUUGUCUUGUGCAAAAAAGGAGCCACAAAAGGACAGCUGUGUCACAGACUCAGAGCCAGUUGUAAAUGUAGUCCCACCAAGUGCCAACCCCAUAAACAUUGCUGUGCCCACAGUCACUGCCCAGUUCCCCACCAUCGUGGCCAUCGCUGACCAGAGCAGUGUGCCGUGCUUGCGAGCGCUUGCUGCCAACAAGCAGACCAUCCUGAUCCCCCAGGUCUCCUACACGUACUCGACCACGGUCAGCCCUGCCGUCCAGGAACCGCCCCUGAAAGUGGUCCAGCCAAACGGGAAUCAGGAUGAAAGACAAGACACUAGCUCAGAAGGGGUGUCCAACGUGGAGGAUCAGAACGACUCGGACUCCACGCCACCCAAGAAGAAGAUGCGGAAGACGGAAAACGGGAUGUACGCGUGUGACCUGUGCGAUAAGAUAUUCCAGAAGAGUAGCUCGUUGCUGAGGCAUAAAUACGAGCACACAGGGAAGAGACCCCACGAGUGUGGAAUCUGUAAAAAGGCCUUUAAACACAAGCACCACCUGAUCGAACACAUGCGCCUGCACUCGGGGGAGAAGCCCUACCAGUGUGACAAGUGCGGGAAGCGCUUCUCGCACUCGGGCUCCUACUCGCAGCACAUGAACCACCGCUACUCCUACUGCAAGAGGGAGGCCGAGGAGCGCGACGCCGAGCCCGGGGAGCCGGGGGGCCGGGCCGGCCCCGGCCCCGGCGACUCAGACGACAGGGAGAGCUUGACGCGGGAGGAGGACGAGGACAGCGACAAGGAGGAGGAAGAGGAGGAGGAGAAGGAGACGGAGGACCUGCAGGAAGACAAGGAAAGUGGAAAAGCGCCAGGCGAGGAGGAGGAGGAGGAGGAGAUGGAAGAGAUGGAGGAGGAGGAGGAGGUGGUGGAGGAGGAGGAGGAGGAGGAGGGAGAAGGAGCAAAAACUGAAGGUGCGAUGGAGGGGGCAGGGGCCGCCAGCCGAGCGGGCACCUUAGAAGGCAAGGUCAGCGAGGGCAGUGAGCCAGCGUCGGAAGAAAAAACAAAUGAAGCCUAAUAGUUUUUCUAGAAGGAAAAAGAAAAAUUCUAAUCGGUAAUGAAGUUUGUUCUAUAUUAUACAUGCUUUUCAUGGAAACACAGUACCCCCGUAUACUGUGAUUUCUGUUCACUACUGUGUAAAGUAAAAGUUAAAAAAAAAUACAAAAUACAAAAAAAAAAAAAAAAACACACAAAAAAAAAAUCCGGGUGUGCCUGAACCUCAGACCUAGUAAUUUUUCAUGCAUUUUUCAAAGUUAGGAACAAGUUUGUACCAUGAAGCAGAUUAGAAAAGCUAACGACUCAGAAAGCAAAGAUUUAACAGGUGGAAGGAAACAGACGUAUUAGGGAAGCAUCUGGCUUUGUUUCAUUUUAUCAGUAUUAAUGAUCACUCUUAGGUUGGUUUAUUCUUAAGCUGUACAAUUGGGAGAAAUUUUCUAAUUUUUUAUUGGUAAACAUAUGCUAAAUCCGCUUCAGUAUUUUAUUAUGUUUUUUUAAAAUGUGAGAACUUCUGCACUACAGAAUUCCCUUCUCCGAGAAGUGUAACGCCCUUCCCGGCCGUGCUGACAGCCUCUCGUAACCCCAGCCCAGCAGGCGGUGGCUCCCAGCGUGCGGGUGUCCUGGCGGAGCGUGCCGUCUGUCAGUGUGUCGUUAGCCUUAAGGGAGCAGCCGGCAGAAGAGCCGAAGUCUCCGGCUCGUGGGGUUUCGAGUGGGGUUGGAAGCCUGUCAUGGAGCUGUGACUGCAGGGACGAGCGGGGUCAGGACUGGCGAGGACAGCAGGGGUGUCAGAAUCAGUGUUUGUGGUUGUGCCGAGUACAUGGUGGACAAAUACGAAGGACGUGAUAGGAAGCUUCGGAUCUCCUUGGCCUUAAGCAAGACCUGUGUGCUGUAAGUGCCACUUAUCAGUAUUCCCCGGGCUCUGAGCAGCCUUCGUUCAGGUGUGGCCUCCAAUAACUAGCAUUUGUGGAUCUGUUUGUUGUCUCGAAAUUCCAAAAUAAAACUUAAAACCACUGACUCUGUCAGAGAAGCCGAACACUGGGCCAUUUCAUCCUUUGAUUCCUCAGUAUUCAUUUUGCGUUAAUUGACUUUUCAGAAUUUCUCUCCAGAAAUGAAAGGGAAAUUUUCUAAUCUGCUUUAUCCAUGUUCUUGCAUUUCAGAUGUGGACAUGCCAUUGUUAUUUGGCUCAUAACUGUUUCCAAAUAUUAGUUAUUAUGGACCCAGUUUAUUAACAACAUUAGCUGAUUUUUACCUAUCAGUAUUAUUUUAUUUCUUUUAGUUUCUAGAUCUGUGCAACAUUUUUGUACUGUAUGUCUUCAAACCUGGCAGUAUUAAUACCCUUCUUACUGACAUAUGUACUUUUAGUUUUAGAAAACUUUUAUAUUUAUGUGUCUUAUUUUUAUAUUUCUUUAUUUAUUACACAGUGUAGUGUAUAAUACUGUAGUUUGUAUUAAUACAAUAAUAUAUUUUAGUAUGAAAAUUUGGAAAGUUGAUAAGAUUUAAAGUAGAGAUGCAACUGGUUCUCUUGCAUUGAGAUUUGAUUUAACAGUGUUAUGUUAACAUUUAUACUUGCCUUGGACUGUAGAACAGGAUUUAAAUGGGAAUGUAUUAGUUUUACAACUACAAUCAAGUCAUUUUACCUUUACCCAGUUUUUAAUAUAAAACUCUUAAAUUUUGAAAUUCACUGUGUGACUGACUAAUAGCAUGACGCUCUGCGGUUUUAUGAAGAGAUUAGCCUAACCAUACAACUCAUUUCCUUAGUAAGCCAAACUAGGAUAACCUUGUAGAAACAGUGUUGGGAACAACGUUUAACAUUUUGUGCCAAUUUGUUCCUGUAUCCAUGUAUGUAAGUUACAGAUCUGACUCUUCAUUUUUAAGUUCCUUGUUACACCAUGGUCAUUUUCUAGUUUUUUACCAGACCCCCCCCCAUCUCACAAUAAAAUGCAUCCACAAGCCUG
This is a messenger RNA of Camelus dromedarius (Arabian camel), 5607 nucleotides long. RefSeq names its product zinc finger E-box binding homeobox 1 (gene ZEB1). Lineage: Eukaryota; Metazoa; Chordata; Mammalia; Artiodactyla; Camelidae. Gene Ontology annotation, molecular function: DNA binding. The record is from RefSeq and is a predicted model, not a curated record. Bases 387 to 3674 code for a protein of 1095 amino acids. The transcript has 9 exons.